This is a messenger RNA of Malaya genurostris, 1454 nucleotides long. RefSeq lists its product as uncharacterized. Gene Ontology annotation, molecular function: muscle alpha-actinin binding; actin binding. Lineage: Eukaryota; Metazoa; Arthropoda; Insecta; Diptera; Culicidae. Bases 429 to 1331 code for a protein of 300 amino acids. The record is from RefSeq and is a predicted model, not a curated record. The transcript is spliced from 7 exons. Gene Ontology annotation, biological process: actin cytoskeleton organization; muscle structure development. Gene Ontology annotation, cellular component: Z disc; filamentous actin; stress fiber.
UUCGAACCGAAAUCAUCAGAAUGUUGCUCAAACCAUCAAUUCCCGGUGAAGAACGGAUUUCAAAUUUUUAGAAUCGUAGCAUGCGUGUAUUGAACGUCACAUGUCAUGUUGGACGUAUGAAGCCUUUUCUUCUACAGCAUGCUAUGAUUUUUGAAGAGAGUCCUGCAUCAUCGUGCUCGCACGGUAUUCAAAAACGAUGACUGCAACCAUCCGAUUGGGAAGCAUACUCAUCUAUGCAAUGCGAAGGCGACGUUCGGGUAUCCGGCCGGAUAUGCCGAAGAUGCUUGACAACCUCAACGUUGCUAUCUUCGAUUGUUUGAUAAAUUUUAUUCAAGUGACAACCCGCGGAAGAAGUGCAUCCUCGUAGACAUCCGAUCUAGUGUGCGCUUUCGAAAGUAGUUCAGUAGGAUAAUUGCUGCGGGGCCAAGAUGGACGUUCCAUUGGAUGCGCAGGAGCUUGCGUUGCCACCGAUCGAAUCAUUCAAAAACUGUCAGUACCAUGUUCGAGUUAGUGGAACAACGUUCCUGGACAAGAGGGUUAUGUCCUUCGUGGACAAUUUGUGGGGCUUCGAGGUAACGGGCGGAACUGACCAGUUCGAACCGCUGACGGUGAUCACGGUCAAACGGGAAGGUUUGGCCAGACGAGCCGGUAUUCGAGUCAAUGAUGUUAUAACCAAAAUUAACGACACCUAUGCGGACAAGUUGACGCUAGCGCAGGCACAGGAAUUAAUUGCGGAAUCCGGAAGAACGGUGAAAAUCUUCGUUAGCGGUGAUGUUGAGGAAGAAAGCGAAGAUGAAAUGACCGUAGAUUUCUGGUUCAAACCUGAUGGUUUCUUCUCUUCAGUAAAUGAAGCCGAUCGAGCCAUGCUAGACUGGGAAGCACGACUACGGGCAAACCGAAACCCGGACAAGUGGAACGGACUUUGGCCGUGGAAUGAUCGCCGGAAGGUAAUCUACAAGGAAUCGAACUGCUACAUGGUACCGAGUGUGGCCGAAGACAAACGGGAACGGGAAAUGAAACUGCGCGUUUCCGAAGCAGACUACAAGAAACACCUGGCACGCGAGAAGGAGGAAGCGGAACGGAAAGCACAAGAGCUGCAACAGGAGAAGGCCAGACAGGCCGAGGAAGAGCGACGAGCCGAGGAGGAAGCAUUUUUCGCCCGAAUUGAGGCUGAACAGAAGCGGCUGGAGCAACAGAAUCCACAACAAAUCGCCGAAACCGAUCAGUAUAUUGAAGAACUAAUGCAACAGGAAGAGUUAAUAACGGGCGGUGGUGGUGACGUGGAAGAGGUGAGCACUGACUUUCCGACGGAACAUGGCGUGGAUGUUUAGCGGGAAAAUGAAGCGGAAAACUUAGAUUUAGGCGGACUACAUUCGAACUCUAUUCAAAGUGUACAUACAAAUAAUUUAUAUUUUAUACUUUACAUUAUUUCCAACAAAAAACUUGUCACUGCA